Aethalodelphis obliquidens (Pacific white-sided dolphin) is the source of this 1735-nucleotide messenger RNA. It is a transcript of the gene CTRL, whose product is annotated as chymotrypsin like. Gene Ontology annotation, biological process: proteolysis. Gene Ontology annotation, molecular function: serine-type endopeptidase activity. The record is from RefSeq and is a predicted model, not a curated record. NCBI's taxonomy places the organism in Eukaryota, Metazoa, Chordata, Mammalia, Artiodactyla, Delphinidae.
AGCCAACUUACCUGUUGCAACUUUGCACACAGGGGUGUCUUCUCUCCCUUGGGUCAGGCUCACCUUGGGGCUCUACAGUGAAUGGACUGUAGACACCAGGGGCUUGUCCAUGGGAGCCCCAAGGCCUGGAGGCUGUCAGAGAUUUGAUGGCUGUCAUUCUUCCACCCCUGAUCUCCAUCCAGGAUCGGCCAGUCACCAAGGGCUCAUACCUUGCCCUCCUGUGCACAAGGCCCCUCCUAGGUGUAUCAUCUCAUCAUGAACAGUGUGGGCUUUGGAGCCAGACAGAUGAAGGUUUGGGUCCAAACACACCAUGUGGCGGAAGAGUCAGCAUCUCCCUGAGCAAACCGUGACACCCAUUCCAAGUUGAAGAGGAAUCACUGAGGUGAUAUGUUAGGAUUUGCAACCCGCCAGCACCCCCGUCCUGGCCCUGGCCCUUCCACAGCAGAGCCGGUGCAGGUAGACAUUCCCUCUACCAGUCAGGAACACCCCUGGGUGCUGAGCAGGCUUCUGUGAGUUUGGUGCUCCUGAUAGCCCUGGGAGACUUCCCUGAUCCCAGCCACCAGGUGGUUACCGUUAAGUCUAACCACAAGUCCUUGGUACCUGGUGCUCAACAUUUGGGAUGUGAGGUGGUUCAGGGAUCCAGUCAGGGGCCAGGCUUUGGGAGGUGGAGGAGGUGAGAGCCUCACACCUGGGCUCUGUCUGAUAAGUCAAGGCCUGAGUGGAGGACCUUGACCCAAAGAGACCCUCCUCCUGCCUAGAGCAAGGAGGAAUAAUGGCAGGGAGCUGAACCUCCACAGCUGCCUGGCCUCAGUCCUGGGACUUUGGCUCAAGGAUGAAGAGAACCAUAAAGCCAGGCCCAGUUCUCAACCUCACGCCUGCCACAGUGUUGCUGCUCAGCCUCAUCCUUACCCUGGUCCUCCUUGGCUCCUCCUUGGGUUGUGGCGUUCCUGCCAUCAGACCGGUGCUGAGCUUCAGCCAGGGGAUUGUCAAUGGGGAGAAUGCAGUGCUGGGCUCGUGGCCCUGGCAGGUGUCCUUGCAGGACAGCAACAGCUUCCACUUCUGCGGUGGUUCCCUCAUCAGUCAGUCCUGGCUGGUCACUGCUGCCCACUGCAAUGUUGUCCCUGGCUGCCACUUUGUCAUCCUGGGCGAGUAUGACCUAUCAUCCAGCGCUGAGCCUUUUCAGGUUCUGUUCAUCUUGCGGGUGGCUCUGCACCCUUUCUGGAACCCCACCACCAUGAACAACGAUCUGAUGCUACUAAAGCUCGCCUCCCCAGCCCAGUACACAACACACAUCUCACCAGUUUGCCUGGCUUCCUCAAAUGAGGUGCUGCCUGAAGGCCUCACGUGCACCACUGGCUGCGGCCGCCUCAGCGGUGCGGGCAGUGUGACUCCUGCACGCCUGCAGCAGGUGAUUCUGCCCCUGGUCACCGUGAGUCAGUGGCAGCAAUACUGGGGCUCACGCAUCACCAACUCUAUGAUCUGUGCAGGGGCCUCGGGGCCUCCUUGUGCCAGGUGAGCACUGGCACCCUGUCCUGGUGAAUGUGGAGGCCCGCUUGUCUGCCAGAAGGGGGACAUGUGGGUGCUCACUGGUAUUGUCUCCUGGGGCGCCAAUAACUGCAACGUGUGUGCGCCUGCCACGUACACUCAGGUUAGCAAGUUCAGUACCUGGAUCAAUCAUAGCCUACAACCAAGCCCACCACAGACUCAGGCCCAGGGUGAAGAUGGGGACUGCUGA